This is a messenger RNA of Mesocricetus auratus (golden hamster), 3405 nucleotides long. RefSeq names its product aminoadipate-semialdehyde synthase (gene Aass). Gene Ontology annotation, molecular function: saccharopine dehydrogenase activity. The record is from RefSeq and is a predicted model, not a curated record. Lineage: Eukaryota; Metazoa; Chordata; Mammalia; Rodentia; Cricetidae. Gene Ontology annotation, cellular component: cytoplasm. The coding region runs from base 130 to 2910 and encodes 926 amino acids. The transcript is spliced from 24 exons.
CUUCUUCUCGCCCCCGGCCCCCCAAGCCAAUAUUUUUUUUUCCAGGGGAAUCAGAGACAGCAGGGUCCAGACUGAGGAGCUCCGGGCUGCGGGGGACUAUUCAGAAUCCACAAGCUAGCAGACUUGAAGAUGCUGAGAGUGCAGAGACCGAGACUGGUCAGGCUCACAGCCCGCCUCUCCAGAGGUCUCCACCACAAGCCAGUGAUGGCGCUCCGGAGAGAGGAUGUGAACGCCUGGGAGCGCAGGGCGCCUCUGGCUCCCAAACACAUAAAGGGCAUCACCAAACUGGGAUACAAGGUCUUGAUACAGCCUUCCAAUCGACGGGCCAUCCACGACAAGGAGUAUGCCAGGGCUGGUGGCAUUCUACAGGAGGACAUCACAGAAGCUUGUCUAAUUUUGGGAGUAAAAAGACCUCCAGAGGAAAAAUUGAUGUCCAAGAAGACUUAUGCCUUCUUUUCCCACACAAUAAAGGCCCAGGAAGCCAAUAUGAGCUUGUUGGAUGAAGUCCUGAAACAGGAAAUCCGAUUAAUUGAUUAUGAGAAAAUGGUGGACCACAGAGGGUCUCGGAUAGUGGCUUUUGGACAGUGGGCUGGUGUGGCAGGAAUGAUCAAUAUUUUACAUGGAAUGGGUUUAAGGCUCCUUGCUUUGGGACAUCAUACACCUUUUAUGCAUCUUGGCAUGGCUCACAACUACAGGAACAGCAGUCAGGCCGUGCAGGCUGUCCGUGACGCAGGCUAUGAAAUAUCUCUGGGUUUAAUGCCAAAGUCAAUAGGACCCUUAACCUUUGUGUUCACGGGGACUGGCAACGUAUCCAAGGGAGCCCAAGAAGUCUUCAACGAACUACCUUGUGAGUAUGUGGAGCCCCAUGAACUAAAAGAAGUUUCAAAAACUGGAGACCUCAGGAAAGUGUAUGGGACGGUGUUAAGUCGCCAUCAUCAUCUUGUCAGGAAAACAGAUGGUGUGUAUGAUCCUGUAGAGUAUGAGAAAUAUCCUGAGCGCUAUAUAAGUCGUUUUAAUACAGAUAUUGCACCAUAUACAACUUGUUUAAUCAAUGGAAUCUACUGGGAGCAAAAUACCCCUCGCCUGCUAACUCGUCAGGAUGCUAAGAGUCUCCUAGCUCCAGUGAAGUCUUCAGUGGCUCCUGUUGAAGGAUGCCCUGAAUUACCACACAAGCUUGUGGCAAUAUGUGACAUUUCUGCAGACACAGGAGGGUCUAUAGACUUUAUGACUGAGUGUACUACGAUAGAACGACCCUUUUGCAUGUAUGAUGCAGACCAGCAUAUUAUUCAUGACAGUGUUGAAGGCUCCGGGAUUCUGAUGUGUUCCAUUGACAAUUUGCCAGCACAGCUUCCAAUUGAGGCUACAGAAUACUUUGGAGAUAUGCUUUACCCUUAUGUUGAAGAAAUGUUGUUAUCAGAUGCGUCACAGCCCCUCGAAAGCCAGAACUUCUCCCCAGUGGUGCGAGACGCAGUGAUUACAUCUAAUGGUACAUUGACUGAUAAAUACAAGUAUAUCCAGAAACUCCGAGAAAGCAGAGAACGUAUUCAGUCUCUUUCAAUGAGUACCAAGAAGAAGGUGUUGGUGCUUGGGUCUGGCUAUGUAUCUGAGCCUGUUUUAGAAUACCUGUCAAGAGACAACAAUAUAGAAAUAACAGUAGGCUCUGACAUGACGAACCAAAUGCAACAGUUAAGCAAGAAAUACAACAUUAACCCUGUUAGCGUGACCAUUGGUAAGCAAGAGGAAAAGCUGCAGUCUUUGGUGGCCUCGCAGGAUCUUGUCAUAAGCUUGUUGCCUUAUGUGCUUCAUCCUGUUGUGGCCAAAACAUGCAUCUCAAACAGAGUCAACAUGAUCACUGCGAGCUACAUCACACCAGCCAUGAAAGAACUGGAGAAGAGUGUGGAAGACGCUGGCAUCACAGUCAUUGGUGAAUUGGGAUUAGAUCCUGGUCUUGAUCACAUGUUGGCAAUGGAAACAAUUGAUAAGGCCAAAGAGCUGGGAGCCACGAUUGAGUCUUAUAUUUCCUACUGUGGUGGCCUUCCAGCCCCUGAAUAUUCAGACAAUCCCUUGCGAUAUAAAUUCAGCUGGAGUCCAGUGGGUGUCUUGAUGAACAUAAUGCAACCAGCUAGCUAUCUGCUCAAUGGAAAGGUUGUGAAUGUGACAGGGGGAGUCUCUUUUCUGGACUCUGUCACACCCAUGGAUUACUUCCCAGGCCUGAACUUGGAAGGCUAUCCUAACAGAGAUAGUACAAGAUACGCUGAAAUUUAUGGAAUUCCAUCUGCCCAUACAUUUUUGAGGGGAACACUUAGAUAUAAGGGAUACUCCAAAGCUCUUAAUGGAUUUGUAAAGUUGGGUCUCAUCAACAGAGAAGCAUAUCCUGCUCUUCGACCUGAGGCCAACCCUCUCACCUGGAAACAGCUCCUGUGCGACCUAGUUGGGAUUUCCCGCUCCUCUUCAUGUGAGAAACUUAAGGAAACUGUCUUCACAAAGCUAGGAGGGGACAGUACUCAACUUGAGGCUGCUGAAUGGUUGGGCUUAUUGGGGGAUGAGCAAGUCCCUCAGGCAGAGUCCCUUGUGGAUGCAUUCUCCAAGCACUUGGUCUCAAGACUCUCCUAUGGCCCCGAAGAAAAAGAUAUGAUUGUGAUGAGAGACAGUUUUGGCAUCAGAUAUCCUUCUGGACAUUUAGAAAAUAAGAUCAUCGACCUUGUAGUUUAUGGAGAUUCCAAUGGCUUUUCUGCAAUGGCUAAAACUGUGGGGUUACCAACCGCCAUGGCAGCCAAAAUGUUACUUGAUGGUGAAAUUGAAGCCAAAGGCCUAAUGGGACCAUUUACAAAGGAGAUCUAUGGGCCAAUAUUGGAGCGGAUUAAAGCAGAAGGCAUUGUAUUUAACACACAGAACACAAUCAAGCUAUAAAUGGGCAUUUAUUUUCCUAGGCAUCACAGCCGUCAACUUGUGUGAGACAAACAUGCUUGCUGAUGUCCUAAAGCAUGACAUUUUAUGUUUUGAGCAUAACUUACUCAACACAUUUAGCAUAUGUUUUGUGUAAUUUAAUGUAAUGGCAUUUUAAAAACUCAAAUCUCUAUUUUAGUAAAACUUUUGGAAUAGAAGAUGCCAGUCAUUACAGAGACCUUUAAUACGUCUACUGUGUAUUUUUGUGUGUAUGUAAAAGGGAUAAUGAUCAUAGUUUGUUAAUUUAUUGUGCUUCCUUUGUCUUAUAAGAAUAUAUCAUCAACAAAUACAGUUGUACUUUUUUGCCAGAAAAAAUUCAUGUAGUUAUAUUUUUGUAUUUUUCAAAUUGAUUAUUCUAGAUAACAUUAGAUUGACAUAGCUACAAACAACUUCAAAAGUACUGUUUCAUGCCUUUGUAAAGUUAUGAUCCCUUUAGUAAAUUUUUUUGAAAAUCAAAAA